AUGGAGCUGUGGGACGGGGAGCGGGAACUGCUGGGGGGCAGCGAGGAGGAGGAAGAUGGCGGAUGGAUGAAGGCCACCGAUGUCACCGCGGGGGUCCCGACCCCCACUUCCCCCCAUCCCCCCCACAACCUUCUGGUCCUCCAACCCCUCUACCGAUGCCCGGACUGCGGAAAAACCUUCGGCUGCCGUUCCCACUUCGGCAAACACCGGCGAAGCCGUGCCGAACGACGGCCGUAUGGCUGCCGGCACCGUGGCAGAGCCAUCACCGGCGCCUCUGACCUCUACCGGAGCCAACAGAUCCACCUGGAGACCACCACAGCCACCAACGCGGCACCGAAACCCAACGUGGCGUCACCAAAACCCAACAUGACCACCAACAUGGCACCGAAACCCAACAUGACCACCAACACGGCACCAAAACCCAACACGGCGUCACCAAAACCCAACAUGAUCACCAACACGGCACCAAAACCCAACACGGCGUCACCAGAACCCAACAUGACCACCAACGCGGCACCAAAACCCAACAUGGCAUCACCAAAACCCAACACGGCAUCACCAAAACCCAACACAGCCACCAACACAUCAUCAAAACCCAACACUACCACCAAUACAUCACCGAAACCCAACAUGGCAUCACCAGAACCUGACACGACAUCACCAAAACCCAACAUGACCACCAACACGGCACCAAAACCCAACAUGACCACCAACACGGCACCAAAACCCAACACUACCACCAACGUGGCACCGAAACCCAACACGGCAUCACCAAAACCCAACGUGACCACCAACAUGGCACCAAAACCCAACAUGGCAUCACCAAAACCCAACAUGACCACCACGACCACAUCGGCGUCACCAAAACCCACCCCCACGUCACCAAAACCCAACACCCCAUCACCAAAACCCACCCCCACCACCACCCCAUCACCAAAACCCACCACCAUUAUCACGACUAGAUCCAUGGUGUCACCAAAACCCACCACUCCAUCACCAAAACCCACCACCCCAUCACCAAAACCCACCACCAUCACCACCACCGGAUCCAUGGCAUCACCAAAACCCACCACCCCAUCACCAAAACCCAACACUCCAUCACCAAAACCCACCACCCCAUCACCAAAACCCACCCCCACAUCACCAAAACCCACCACCCCAUCACCAAAACCCACCCCCACAUCACCAAAACCCCCCACCCCAUCACCAAAACCCACCCUCACGUCACCAAAACCCAACCCCGGUCCCCCAACCCCCACCCCCGCCCCCCCUUACCAAUGCACCCACUGCCCCCUCACCUUCCACCGUGCCAAAGAAUUGGCCGCUCACCGCCGCGCUCACGCCGGGACCUCCCCUUUCCAAUGCUCCCACUGCGGGAAGACCUUCACCUGGAGCUCCCAUUGGGAACGCCACCGGAGGACCCACACCGGCGAGAGGCCUUACCGCUGUGCCGAGUGUGGCAAAAGCUUUGGCCGAAGCUCUCACCUCUACCGGCACCAACGCGGCCACGCCGGUGGCCGUUCUUACAUCUGCACCUACUGCGGGAGAAGCUUUGGCAGCACCACCCAUUUUGAGAGGCACCAACGCACCCACGCCGGGAGGAGGCCCUAUAAGUGCACGCGGUGCCGGAAGAGUUUCGGCGACGCACCGGCGUUGGUUCGGCAUCAACGGGGCCAUUUGGCCGAGGGGACGUCGGUGUGCGGCCGUGGGGUGAAAAGGGGGGGGGUGGGGGGCGGGGGUGAAGGGAGGAGGUGCGGGGAUUGCGGUACGGUGUUCUCAUGGAGCUCCCAUUGGGAGUGGCAUUGGUGUGGGGAUGGCGGCACCGGAGGGGUUGGGGUCAGUGGUGGGGUCUCCGGGGUCAAUGGUGGGGUCUCCAUGGUCAAUGGUGGGGUCUCCACGGCCAAUGGUGGGGUCUCCAUGGCCAAUGGUGGCGUUGGUGUCAGUGGUGGGGUCUCCAUGGCCAAUGGUGGGGUCUCCAUGGUCAAUGGUAGGACCUCUGUGGUCAACGGUAGGACUUCCAUGGUCAAUGGUGGGGUUGGCGACCAUGGUGAGACCUCUGUGGCCAAUGGUGGGGUCUCCAUGGCCAAUGGUGGGGUUGGUGUCCAUGGUGAGACCUCUUUGGCCAAUGGUGGGGUCUCCAUGGCCAAUGGUGGGGUUGGCAUCCAUGGUGAGACCUCUAUGGUCAAUGGUGAGACCUCUAUGGUCAAUGGUGGGACCUCCAUGGCCAAUGGUGGGGUUGGCAUCCAUGGUGAGACCUCCAUGGCCAAUGGUGGGGUUGGCGUCAAUGGUGGAACCUCUAUGGUCAAUGGUGGGGUGUCCAUGGCCAAUGGUGGCACCUCCAUCGCCGAUGACGCCGUUGGCAUCGCCGAUGAUGGCACCCAUGGCACCAAAAGACAGCGCUGUGGUGACUGUGGGAAGACAUCCUCACGGCAAUGCCACUGGGAACGGCACCGGUGCACCCAUGGCACCGCCAUCACCGAUGGUGGGACCUCCAUCGCCGGUGGUGGGACCUCCGUGGUUGACAGCACCGUCGGCAUCGCCGAUGAUGGCACCCGUGGCACCAAAAGACGGCGCUGUGGUGACUGUGAGGUGAUGUUCUCCUGGAGCUCCCAUUGCCGGUGCACCAACGGCACCGCCAUCACCAAUGGCACCACCACCAUCACCAAUGGUGGGACCUCCAUUGCCGAUGACCCUGUUGGCAUCGCCGAUGACCCCGUUGGCAUCACCAACGAUGGCCCCAUUGCCACCAAACCCUACCGCUGUGCCGACUGUGGCAAAGCCUUCUCGUGGAGCUCCCAGUGGGGACGGCACCGGUGCACCAAUGGCACCGCCACUGCCAAUGGUGGGACCUCCAUCGCCGAUGACCCCGUUGGCAUUGCCGAUGACCCCAUUGGCAUUGCCGAUGAUCCCGAUGACCCCAUUGGCAUUGCCGAUGACCCCAUUGGCAUCGCCGAUGACCCUGUUUGCAUCACCAGGGACUCCAUUGGCAUCGCCGAUGACCCCGAUAACCCCAUUGGCAUCAGCGAGGACCCCGAGAACCCCAUUGGCAUCGCCGAUGACCCCAUUGGCAUCAACGAUGACCCCGAUGACCCCACUGGCAUCGCCGAUGACCCCAUUGGCAUCACCAAUGACCCCGAUGACCCCAUUGGCAUUGCCAAUGACCCUGAUGACCCCAUUGGCAUUGCCAGGGACCCCAUUGGCAUCACAGAUGACCCCGCUGACCCCACUGGCACCACCAACGAUGGCCCCAUUGCCACCAAACCCUACCGCUGUGCCGACUGUGGCAAAUCCUUCUCGUGGAGCUCCCAUUGGGAACGUCACCAACGCAUCCACACCGGUGAGCGGCCGUACCAAUGCGGCGACUGCGGCAAACGUUUUGGUCGCACCUCUCACCUCUACCGGCACCAACGUACCCACGCCGGGGGUCGGCCCCACAUAUGUGGGGUCUGCGGGAGGAGCUUCAACAGCACCGUCCAUUUCCAACGGCACCAAAAGAGCCACCGGCAGAAGCCGGCGGCGCCGCGGCGGUAUGCGGUGGUGACGGUGGUGGUGCCAGAGGAGGAGGAGGAGGAGGGCCGCCCCACACCGCCAGGGGGCGGCGGAGGAAGAGGAGGAUAUGGGGCGGGGGAGGAAGGAGACGCGCGGCCCCAUAUCCGGGGCGGUGCCGCUUUGGGGGUCUUUGGGGCCGCCCCGACCCUAAAAACGGCCCCAAAAAGCGGCCCCCCCCUCCCCCCCCCCGGCCCGACAACGAAGGGCGCCCCCCCCGGGGCCAUGCAGGAGAACUACGAGAAUGUCAUCUCUUUGGCUGAGGAGAUCGCCAUCAGUUGGCCCCGGAUAACGGCCUUCGCCGAAUCGCAGCGGCGCCGCGGGAUGGUGCCAGGCACCGACGCCGACUGUGACCCCCACCCCACAGAAGCUGCCCCCCCGGCACCUCCGGGGUCCGGGUCUGGGGUCGGGGGGACCCCCGAUUUGAGGCGGCAGUUGGGGCUGCUGCUGCAGACUGCGGGGCGCUGCCAGGUGGAACGGAUGCUACGGGAGCUGGUGCGGGAACAGGGCCCGGGGGGGGCCCGGCGUGGGAGGAGGAGAGCGACACGCAGCCCCCGGGAUGGAGGUGCCGGCGCCGAGGACGCGUCCCCAAACGGAGCCGAUCCCUCCCCAUCCCCAUCACCGUCCCCAUCGCAACCGGAACCCGUUGCCAAAACCCAACGCCGCAGCACCAAGAAGAGCGAGCCGACGCCGGCGCCGUGCGCCGAAUGCGCCCGUGGUGCCGCUACCAAACUACGUUGCUGCCCGGGCUGCUCCCGGCGGUGCCGGACGGCCGUCGCCGCCGAAAAACCACACCGUUGCGUUGAGUGUGGCAAAGGCUUCAGCCGUGGCUCCAACCUCACCCAACACCGACGCAUCCACACUGGUGAACGGCCGCACCGCUGCGGUGAUUGCGGCAAAGGCUUCAUCCAACGCUCCGAUCUGGAGAGGCACCGGCGCGUGCACACCGGAGAGAGGCCGUAUCCGUGUGGGGAUUGUGGGAAGAGCUUCAGUGUCAGCUCACACCUGGAUCGGCACCGCCGGACGCACGCCGGAGCCGUGGUGGGAGCCCGAACGACUCAUCGCCCGGUGCCGGUGAACGACGUCGGUUCGUCGGCACCGCAUCGGUGCCCGGAGUGCGGCAAAGGCUUCGGCCAACGCUCGGCGCUCUCCAAACACCGUAAGACGCACGGAGGCGAACGGCCGCAUCGCUGCGGGGAUUGCGGGAAGAGCUUCAGCCGUGGUUCCAACCUCACCCAACACCGGCGUAUCCACACCGGAGAGCGGCCGUUUGCUUGCGGUGAUUGCGGCAAAGGCUUCAUCCAACGCUCCGAUCUGGAGCGGCACCGACGCGUGCACACCGGAGAGCGGCCCUAUCAGUGUGGGGAGUGUGGGAAGAGCUUCAGUGUCAGCUCGCACUUGGAGAGGCACCGGAAGAUCCACGUGGCCGAGCGGUGCCAUGAGCACGUGGAGGAGUUCUUGGCUGCGCACCGACACGGCCGGGCCUAUAAGUGUGGGGAGUGCGGGCGCUGCUUUGGCCAAGGGGCCGCGUUGCUUAAGCACCAGCGGGCGCACGCCGGCGGGCGCCCACCGCCCCAUCAGUGCUCCCAUCAAAGCGAUGGGGAUGGGGACGGCGCGGUGCCGCCGGCGCCGCCGGAGAAGCCCUACAAGUGCGGGGAUUGCGGGAAGGGCUUUGGGCAGCGCUCGGCGUUGGUGAAGCACCGGCGUAUCCACACCGGGGAGAAGCCGUACGCCUGCGGGGAUUGCGGGAAGGGCUUCAUCCAAAAGUCAGAUCUGACCAUUCACCGGAGGAUGCACACCGGGGAGAAGCCGUACCGCUGCGGGGAGUGCGGGAAGUGCUUCAGCGUCUCCUCCAACCUCCUCACCCAUCGGCGUACCCACCUCGGGGAGAAGCCCUACGGCUGCCCCGAGUGUGGCAAGAGCUUCAUCCAACGCUCCGAGCUCACCAUCCACCGCCGCGUUCACACCGGAGAGAAGCCCUACGCCUGCCCGGCCUGCGGGAAGUGCUUCAGCCGCAGCUCCCACCUCAACCGGCACCGGAGAACCCAUAGCGGGGAGAAGACCCCCGCGCCGCCCCCUGCUGACCUCCGUGCCGACGCCGGACCCCCGCCGGCACCGCCGCCCUUCCCCGCCGCCGGACCCCCCCUGCCGCUGUCCCCCCUGGAGCUGCCUUGGGCUCUCUCUUUCCCUGCCAGAGCCUUCGUGCCCCCCGGUUUCCCACCGCCUGCUGGUGCUGCUCCUGGCGCCCCGGCACCAUCCCUUGCCGAGUGA
Molecule: messenger RNA, 5817 nt
Organism: Gallus gallus (chicken)
Lineage: Eukaryota; Metazoa; Chordata; Aves; Galliformes; Phasianidae
Product: zinc finger protein 665-like
Exons: 7
Coding region: 1-5817 (1938 amino acids)
Biological process (GO): regulation of transcription by RNA polymerase II
Molecular function (GO): DNA-binding transcription factor activity, RNA polymerase II-specific; RNA polymerase II cis-regulatory region sequence-specific DNA binding
Source: RefSeq, a predicted model, not a curated record